Penicillium expansum is the source of this 1938-nucleotide messenger RNA. RefSeq names its product caspase family protein. NCBI's taxonomy places the organism in Eukaryota, Fungi, Ascomycota, Eurotiomycetes, Eurotiales, Aspergillaceae. Gene Ontology annotation, molecular function: cysteine-type endopeptidase activity. The coding region runs from base 1 to 1938 and encodes 645 amino acids. The transcript has a single exon. Gene Ontology annotation, biological process: proteolysis. The record is from RefSeq and is a predicted model, not a curated record.
AUGUCCGAUACAAACCCUCCCAUUUCGCGGUACGCAAUCCUGGUCGGAAUCAACGCUUACCAAGAAAAGCCCCUUGAAGGGAGCGUCCGGGAUGUGCAAAGAAUAGAGCGAUAUUUAAAGGAAGCUUCGACUUCAGUUCAGACGGAGAUGUUGACAGCGACCAAGGGCGACAAUGAUUCAGGAGGUCGAAGUUUGAUGGAACCGCAGCAUCUCUGGCCAACUCACCAAAAUGUAAUCUCCGCUCUAAUGCGAGUGCUUUCUUCAGCAAAGACUGGGGACCUGGUUUAUGUACAUUACUCUGGUCACGGGACUCGAGUAGGAUCAAAAUAUUUACACUCCAACUGGUCUACAGGAGAUCUGGCUUUGGUCUUGCUAGAUGAGCGUAAUGAGGGCCGUGAAAAAUACCUGUACGGCGCUGUGUUAGCCAAUUAUCUACGGAAAAUGGCCGAUAAAGGACUGGCGAUUACUCUUGUGCUUGACUGUUGUUUCUCUGCUGCCGUUUAUCGCCGCGAAGACUCCAGGGCUCGGUACCUUCCUUACAACCCUGACCUUGCAAAUAGCUGCGCAGAGGAGACCAGCCGUUCAGGCACCGGAGAUCGAGAUGCUUCCAUGUUACCCAAUUGGCUAAUCAAUCCGGAUGUGUACGCAAUCCUCGCCGCGUGUGGGCCCCAUGAAGUGGCGAAAGAAAUUGAGCUCGGCAAUGGUCAAAUGCAUGGAGCCUUGUCAUACUUUCUGUUCUCCUUCAUCGAGAUCAAUGGUCUUGGGAUCAGACACGAUGCUAUUCAUAAACAUUUAACUAGCAAAUUUCGAGAGUCGAAUUUGCAUCAGCAAAGUCCUGUCGUAUAUGGAAAUAGAAAUCAACCAUUCUUUCAACAAUCCGACUUUGGGAAUCCCCGCAUGAUUACUUCGAUUAUUAUGAAUCGGGAUAAAAGCUUUAUGUUGAGCGCUGGCAAUGCCCAUGGGGUUUCUAUAGGAGACUGCUUUGCUUUACAAGGCAUUGAUUCCGAAGGGGAUCGCUCCCAGUCAAGCGGACACUCUUUAUCUGUUCAAGUUGUCCAGGUAGGGCCUCUCACCUCCAAGGUAGAACUGCUUGGAAGCUCGGCAUCCUCACUUAACCGAACUACAUGGUUUGCCACAGGGUAUCCUAGGAUAUAUUUCCAAAAAUACCCGGUUCGACUAGCCGGUGACCUUCCACACCUGCAAAAGCUUCUGGGAGCAUUGCAGGCGCUGUCUCUAAGCUGUCAUAUGAAUGAAGAACAACCGUACUUAUUCUAUAUUACUAUGAACAACAACAGCCAGUACGAAAUCUAUGACGUGCACGGGAAAAUCAUUGAAAAUCUGCCAGAUAUGGUUCAUGGCAAAAAUGACUUUAGCUCCAUUUCAAACAUUGUUGAGCAUCUGGUGAGAUACAACUUCACCAGAGAUUUAAACAACAAUACAAACGCAGAACAAUUUCAGCAGCUGUUUGAUGCGCAUAUCAUCAGUGCGUCUGGUGAGACUUAUGCACCCGGAAAUUUGGUAGAAACAGAUGAGGGUGUAGUGCAUCGUGUGAUAGUGACAAACAAGGGACAAACAGAGCUAUACGUCCACAUAUAUAGCCUGGGACCAUCCUGGCAGAUUGUCAAUAUUUCAAGAGGCUGUGAAGUGAUCCCUCCUCCAAAUCCCGAUCUUGGGUUCAAAGAAAUGAGGAGAAAAUUCGCAAUGAAAGUGCCAACUGAGCUGGUUGGGAAAGGUCACAGGCAGUGCGAAGACACCAUUAAAAUCAUUAUCACCUCCCAACCAACAUCAUUUGACCUACUUGAAUUGCCAGCGGUUAGCAAGCUUGGAAUCAGAACGUCAAACAAAAAGGGUACUGUCCGAAAUGGCGGAUAUAGCCGCAAUGGCACAUCGGAGAAUUGGGCUGCAUUGAGUUUUCCUAUCCGAACCUAUGUGAAAUAG